AUGUCCUAUGGCUGGUUGACUGAAAGCACAUUAUUUGGAAAAAAAGAAGAAAUCAUUGAAUUAAACAAAGAUAAAUUAUUUAAUGAAAAUAAAGGUAAUGACAAAAAUGAAAGUAGCAUUGAUAAAUUGAAUGGCAUGGUUAAUUCUUACCUUCAAAAUAUAAAGGAGAAUAAAAAAAAUCAAAUAGGGCGAAAAAAGGUAAGUUAUCAUGAUAAAUUGUACAAUGCCAAGAACGAAGGAGUGGAUAGAAGAAACAAGCAAGAUAAGAAAAAUUCCUUAGUAAAAACACAAAUAAAUAAAGUGAAAAAGUAUGAACAGCUUAAGAAAAAAGGACAGAAUGAUCCCAAAUGCUUAGUAAAUUUCGAAUCAAAAAAGGAAGUAGAGCAGGAGUUGGAAGAAAUACAAAAGUUGAGGCAAAAGAAAAUAGGAACACAAUUGUAG
Messenger RNA from Plasmodium malariae, 441 nucleotides. RefSeq names its product conserved Plasmodium protein, unknown function. NCBI's taxonomy places the organism in Eukaryota, Apicomplexa, Aconoidasida, Haemosporida, Plasmodiidae. Bases 1 to 441 code for a protein of 146 amino acids. The transcript is spliced from 2 exons. The record is from RefSeq and is a predicted model, not a curated record.